Messenger RNA from Penicillium egyptiacum, 1542 nucleotides. The record is from the annotation of a GenBank genome assembly. Lineage: Eukaryota; Fungi; Ascomycota; Eurotiomycetes; Eurotiales; Aspergillaceae.
AUGUCGACUUCUCAAAAAUCUGACCAUGUGUAUCUUUCUGAGCCACACAGUGUUGUUUCAACCUCCGACCACCUCUCUUCCAAAGCACCAGUGGGAGAGGUAUGUGAGCCACUACCCGCGCAACCAAAACCUCUUUACACGGCUAUUCCCUUAGCUCGCCAACGAUUCAUUCUCGGAAUUAUUACUGUCGCUGGUACAUUUGGCCCCCUUGCGGGAAAUAUUUACUUGCCUGCGCUGCCAGUAUUAGCCCGGAAGUUCCAGAGAACAGAGACAGAGAUCAAUAUCACAGUGACAGUUUUCAUGGUUGUAUUUGCCUUUGGGCCGCUGUUCUGGUCGAGUUUCGCGGAUUGGAAAGGGCGCAGACCGCUCUAUAUCAUCUCUAUUUUGGUCUACAUUUUGGCAAAUACGCUUCUCGCGGCUGUUCCUGCCAAUUAUGGGGCACUUGUCGUUCUUCGAAUAGUGCAGGCGUUUGGAUCCUCUGCAGUUGUCUCGCUGGGAGCUGGUACGGUGGCAGAUAUUAUAGAGCCAAAGAAACGAGCUCGAGCAAUGUCAUACUUCCUUUUCGGGCCCCAAUGUGGUCCAAUCUUGGGACCGUUGAUCGGCGGUGCUUUAGCCGACAUGGCAUCCUGGAGAUGGAUAUUUGGCUUCCUCGGUGAGCGUACAAUUUCGGGCACAGCGCUAUGGCUCGUUCUAGUGUUCGCGGUUCCUGAAACUCUACGUGCACGUGUAGGGAAUGGGAGCAUAUACGUCGAGAAGGGCUGGUUAAUCUUUCCUCCAAGGUUCUCUUCUGAAACUGUCUCAGAAUCGGAGCGAGGCCCUCCGCCUCCCAAGCCCACCUUGAAAGGAUACUGGAGGCUCUUCCGAUACCCACCGAUCGGCAUUACUUGCGUGAAUACCGCCAUCCUCUACUCUUCAUAUUUCUGCAUCGCCAUCCAACUACCAUCCGCUCUCAGUAAUGUGUAUCACUGGUCAAGCAGUGAGGUCGGGGCUGGCUUUGUCGUCGUGGGGCUUGCCAUGGUGAUUGGGUCUAUUUUGGGAGGACAAUUCUCUGACUGGAGGCGUAAGCGGGCAGUCCAGGCCCUCGGUGAGGCUAAUGUUCACCCCGAGGCACGGUUGAAUGAUCAAAUCUGGGGACUUCUCAUAGCUUCGGCUGGGUUGAUCAUGUUUGGGUUCUUUGUGGAGUAUGCGCUUCACCCGGCUGCUACUUUGAUUUCUACCUUCCUCGUUGGAUUUGGAAUGUCUUGGAUGUUUGUCGCCUCCAAUGCCUUUUUGACCUCAUGUCUUUCCCAGCAAGCCGCUGGGGCUUUUGCUUUAGGCAACAUGUUACGCAGUCCUGCCGCUGCCGUGGCGGCGGCCAUUAUCACGCCGCUCGUGCAGAGAAUGAGCUGGGGCUACUGUUUCCUUGGGUUGGGAUCCCUGAACUUGGUUGGCAUUGGGUCCAUGUUGCUUGUUCUACGAACGCAAUCCGCCAGAUGGGCAAAAGCAAAACUAGCUAGGGGGACGCAAAUUGGGCACCAGAAUGGACCUCCAAAAUCACACUGA